This is a messenger RNA of Drosophila innubila, 4104 nucleotides long. It is a transcript of the gene mys, whose product is annotated as integrin beta-PS. Gene Ontology annotation, biological process: cell migration; integrin-mediated signaling pathway; cell adhesion mediated by integrin. Gene Ontology annotation, cellular component: cell surface; focal adhesion; integrin complex. Bases 228 to 2930 code for a protein of 900 amino acids. Gene Ontology annotation, molecular function: integrin binding. The record is from RefSeq and is a predicted model, not a curated record. The transcript is spliced from 8 exons. Lineage: Eukaryota; Metazoa; Arthropoda; Insecta; Diptera; Drosophilidae.
UUGCCAAGUUUACAGGGGGAUAAAUAGUUGUUGUUCAGUUCAGUUGUUUGAUAAUCGAGUUGCAGUGCGGAGCCGUCGCCAAAGUAAAUCCAUUGCACUAAAAACUUUUGCACCCCAAACAAAAGAGCGAGAGAGAGAGAGAGAGAGCUGCUUCAAGAACUAGAGCAAGACGAGGAUAGAGCGAUAAAGUGUGAGUGAAAAGAAGAGCGUGCGCUUGCAGAGCGACGAUGAGAGACAGAGACACAGACACAACAACAACAGCAACAGCAACAGCAAUAUUACCCGCUCCCGCUCCACACCGAAAGACCCAAAUAGCGACACAAAAGAUGCAGCAGCUGAUAUCCCUGACGCUGCUGUGCGUCCUCGCCUGCACAUUGAGCCAUUGUACGGCGGCGCAGAUGGAUCAGUCACCCGCCAAAUUGGAGCAGAAUCCGUGCGUGAACAAGGCCACCUGCCAUGAAUGCAUACAGACGCAGAAUUGUGGUUGGUGCAUGAAAUCCGACUAUGGCGAUCGAUCGCGAUGCUUUCUGCACACACCAAAGCCGGAGGUGUGCCCGGAGGAGUUCAUCUGGAAUCCGGAUACAUCGGAACGUAUAUUGAUCAAUAAGGAUCUGACGCUGGACAGCAGUGCCGCCGCAUGGUCGGGUGGUCAAUUUAUAUCGGGCGGAUCCUACGAGAGUAGUGCACAUCAGCAAAGUUCAGCGUCCGGCUCUUAUGGUGCAUCCGGUUCCAGUUCCAGCUACGGCUCCAGCUCCAGCUCUGGUUCCAGUUCAGGUUUCAGCUCCAGUUCGGGAUCGCAGAGUGCCUCUGGAUCAGCAGCAAUGGCUUCUGCCGCUGGUGAAAUUGUGCAGAUAAAACCACAACGUGUCAGCCUUAAGCUGCGCAUCAAUGAGGUCCACAAUUUGGAUGUGAGCUACUCACAGGCCGAGGACUAUCCCGUUGAUCUCUACUAUUUGAUGGAUCUGUCCAAAUCUAUGGAGGAUGACAAAGAGAAACUCUCCGCACUGGGCGACAAACUCUCGGAGACAAUGAAGCGCAUCACAUCCAAUUUCCGUUUAGGUUUCGGCUCGUUUGUCGACAAGGUGCUCAUGCCCUACGUAUCUACCAUACCCAAGAAACUCGAGCAUCCAUGCGAUAACUGCAAGGCCCCCUAUGGUUACCGCAAUCACAUGCCACUGAGCAAUAACACCGAAAGCUUCUCUAAUGAGGUAAAACAAGCAGCUGUAUCUGGUAAUUUGGAUGCACCCGAGGGCGGCUUCGAUGCCAUCAUGCAGGCAAUUGCCUGUCGUCAGCAGGUGGGAUGGCGGGAACAGGCGCGUCGUUUGCUCGUCUUCUCAACGGAUGCGGGAUUCCACUAUGCCGGGGACGGCAAACUUGGCGGCGUGAUAACGCCCAACGAUGGGGAAUGCCAUUUGAAUGGCCAGGGCAUGUACACGCAUUCGAUUAUUCAGGAUUAUCCGAGCAUCUCACAAAUCAACCAGAAGGUCAAGCAGAAUGCCAUCAACAUCAUUUUUGCCGUCACACAGAAUCAGUAUUCCGUCUAUCAGAAGCUGUCAGGACACAUUGAGGGCUCAUCCAGUGCCAUCUUGUCCAACGAUUCAUCCAACGUGGUGGAUCUUGUGCGCGAGGAGUAUAGCAAAAUUUCAUCAACGGUGGAAAUGAAGGACAAUGCCACGGGUGAUGUUAAGAUCACGUAUUACUCAUCCUGUUUGACCAAGGGACAGCAGACCAAAACUAACAAGUGCAGCGGCCUCAAAGUGGGUGACAAGGUCACCUUCACUGCCAAUAUUACGGUCACCAAAUGCCCGACAAAUCCACGCGACUGGAAUCAGGUUAUACAAAUCUAUCCGGUGGGCAUUAAUGAAAGCAUGAUCAUUGAUCUGGAGAUGCUGUGCUCGUGCCCGUGCGAGCAUCCCGGCUCCAAUGGCUAUGAGAAGCACUCGAGAAACUGCAGCAACUUUGGUACAUUGAUGUGCGGCAUCUGUGAGUGCGAUGAGCAGCAUUUUGGCAACACCUGCGAGUGCUCCAUGUCGGAUGUGCAUUUGAACAACGGCAACAAUAAUAUGUGUCGCCAGGGCAACAAUACUAAUGCCGCCGAUUGUAAUGGACGUGGCAGCUGUGUGUGCGGCGAAUGCGAAUGCAAUAAGCGUCCCAAUCCCGAGGAGAUCAUCUCCGGUAAAUAUUGCGAAUGCGAGAACUUCAGCUGUGAGCGCAACAAGAAUUUGCUAUGUUCCGGCCCCGAUCACGGCAUCUGCGAGUGCAAUCGCUGUGUGUGUAAGCCCGGCUGGACGGGCAGCAACUGUGACUGCCAAACGUCCAAGGAUACUUGUAUGCCACCAAAUGGCGGUGAGAUUUGCUCCGGUCACGGCACCUGUGUAUGCGGCGCCUGCAAAUGCAAGUCCACCGAUGAUGGUCGCUACUCGGGCAAAUAUUGUGACAAGUGUCCCACCUGCUCGGGACGUUGUCAUGAGCUCAAGGAUUGCGUGCAGUGUCAAAUGUAUCACACGGGCGAGCUGAAGAAUGGUGAUGAUUGUGCCAAAAACUGCACCACUUUCACGCCCGUUGGCGUUGAACAGGUCAAGCUGGAUGAGGACAAGGAUGAGCAACUGUGCGUCUUUUUCGAUGAGGAUGAUUGCAAGUUUACGUUCAAAUACAGCGAAGCGGGUGAGCUUGUGGUGCACGCCCAAGAGGAUAAGGAGUGCCCGCCCAAGGUCUUUAUGCUCGGCAUUGUGCUUGGCGUCAUUGCGGCCAUUGUUUUGGUGGGAUUGGCCAUACUGCUGCUAUGGAAACUGCUCACCACCAUCCAUGAUCGUCGUGAGUUUGCACGCUUCGAGAAGGAGCGCAUGAAUGCCAAAUGGGAUACGGGCGAGAAUCCUAUCUACAAGCAGGCCACCUCCACUUUCAAGAAUCCCAUCUAUGCGGGCAAAUAAGCGAACAUAACAAGUUGCUAAUUGUUUUUAGUGAAAUUUGCCAUUCAACAACUGACUGUUUAUAAUCUUUCUGAUUUCCGAUUUCUGACUUCGGAUCUGUUCUGUCCUGUCCCUCCCAUCUUCUGUCACCUUGCCCUCCACACAAUUUAUUCAAACGUAGCAGCUUCUUCAACUGGUGCGCGUGCAAGAGAAAUGCUUGAACAAAAAAGUCAACUGCCAUUGAAACGCGUUCUAAACUAAGUCAAAAACUUUUAUAAUACGAGUAUAUAUAUACAACAACAUUUGUGCAAACAAUGUAUGUGUGUAUGGAAUGUAUCAAUAUUUUACAUAGAGUAUACAAAGCAAACGAAUUGUGCCUUGCAAUAUAAAUAUAUAUUUAUAUAUGUAUAUGUUAGAUUUUAUAUAUGUAUCUACAUUGUAUACUGUGUACAAGUGCAAAAAGAAAAGCUUCCAUUUGUAAGCAGCCAAACUAACAAUUACCACAAGAACAGCAAAGCAAGAAUAACGCACAAUAAUUAAUCAAUUAAUCAUGGAAACCAUCGACGCAGCAAACAAUCUACAACAACCAAAUUGUGCCUAUGUUACUUACAAAUCUAGCUACGAACGAUCAUUUGUAAUAUUAUCAAUGUGUGUUCCUCAAAAUGUUUAAAGCUCCAUUUCGGCGAGCAUUCCAAAAAGAACAAAAUAUUGAAGCCGCAAAUUAGAAAUGAAUAAAAAACGAUAACAAUUAUUAGAUGGUCAUGCCAGAUGUUUGGAUAGCGUUAUGAGGAGCACAUCUGAUUAUAUUUUUAAUAACUUUUUUUUUUUUAAUAUUCAACAUAAGUUUUUGGCACAACUUUUGCUUUGUCCCGUCUUUCGGAUCGCUUAUUUAUUAAUGUCCAUGCAAUAUAGCAAUUUAUUUAUUAGCUGAACGAUCCAAAAACUGAAUUUAUGCCAAUUAAUGCGCGUAGAAAGCAGCAUAAAGUUUAAACAAAACAACAAAGUUUUUAUUAACUUAAUUGUUUAUGGACUUACGCCCUCUUUUAUGUUUUCCGUCAAUUCUUUUGUGUUUUUUCAUUAUGUGUAUGUUUUUGAUAUAUUAUUAUUUUAAAUCUAACUUUACAAUUAAUAUUUAAGCGUAUUAACAUUUAAGCUUGUAAUUGUUAAUUUUAUAUGAGCAAAAAUGCUAAAAACA